Pseudocercospora fijiensis CIRAD86 is the source of this 1587-nucleotide messenger RNA. RefSeq lists its product as uncharacterized. NCBI's taxonomy places the organism in Eukaryota, Fungi, Ascomycota, Dothideomycetes, Mycosphaerellales, Mycosphaerellaceae. The annotation marks the transcript as partial. The record is from RefSeq and is a predicted model, not a curated record. The transcript has 3 exons.
AUAAUCCGCCCGUCCGACCUCAAGAAUGUAUGCCUCGUAUCGAAACAGCUGCAUUCGCUCGCUGUACGCCCUCUAUACCGCAAUGUCGCACUCGAUCUGGGCAGCACCAACGACAACCGCCUGACGGCAUUCGUCAAUCCUCGUAAUAUCGGCCUCAAACACAUUCGCCAGCUAAGAUUGUACCUCGCCGAAGUGCGCGACAAAUGCAACCAAGAGCAGCAGGCGCAAUUUGCAACUCGCAUGAUACUCGAAUUCUUGCCAGAAGACACGCUUGAAGAGUUCAGCUGGUGUCCAUGGCGACCCUUUUCCACCGACAACCUCCUGCUCCUCUACAAGCGCCAGCGGAAGAUGAAAUGGCUGGAAGUCAUGGACCUUGAUCGCGACAUUCUUCCAGAGCUCAAGAAGAAUGCCAAAUUGCAACAGAACAUGUUCACGCAUGCGAGAAAGCUGGCUCUGUAUCCCGAAAAUCGCGAGACACUGAAUCUUAGUGGCUAUUUUGUGGACAAGUGCAAAGAUCAGCUGGAAGAACUGAUCGUGCAUUGCCACUGGCACGACCUUGGCUCUGGUGGCAAUAUCGAGAGUCGCGAGCUGAAUGAUUCUGCUACGGAACCAGGACUGCUCUUGAGAAGUAUCUUCGGCCACAUGCUACCAUUUGAGCAGUGCACGCCAUUCAAGAGCUUGAAAAGUUUGAGGCUGCAUAAGGUGGGGCUCAGACAUUGCGCAGAAACUUGGUGUAAGUUUGUCAAGUUCCACGACCUGGAGUAUCUGCGUCUGUAUCACUGCACGGGCGCCGACACUCUGCUUGGACAGCUAAGCAAGUCAAGCCAUUUGCCCAAGAACUUAAAGGUGCUAGAAUUCCAGCAUAGAGACAACCCGGACAAUGAAGCUCUUCUCGCGCUGGACGGCUUCCUCUGCUUGGUAUCCGGGCUACGAGAUCUGGUGAUCGACCUCGAAAACGUGAAAUCCAUGCCGGCUGCAGCAGGUGUGGUGCGGCAUGGCAAGACGCUCGAAUUACUGAAUGUGCACUGCGCACAAGACUCGCAUACCGCGUCGCUCUCUUCGGACUGCGACAGCGAAGAGCUCGUAUGGGCCACAGAAGACUUCGAGAAGAUCUGCAAAGCGUCGAAAGACCUUGAGCAGCUCUCGUGUGCAUGGCCACAUACGAGUCUCAUCCGGAGUCCCAGCGAGGAAUGGAAAGCUUUCGAAAGCUCGUGUGGACACCUCAAGAACAUGGUCACGUUACAUAUCACGACUUGGCCCACCAACAAGCCCAGCACUCAACUACUCCCUAGAAUGGUGUAUGAGAGUCUGCUGCAAGGCUUGGCUCAGAGAGGCUUCGAAAUGGCUGCGGGCACGAAGACUGAGGAUGGCACAGACUCUCAACCCGCCAAACUCCGACUCAUCGCUUUCGGCACUUCCGACAAGGUCUACGAGCGCGAAGAUUCCAAGAACCAGACCAUCUUCCUCCGAUCGAGCUGCGUCGAUGCAGACGGCAAGACCAAGCCUUAUGCUGCACCAAUAGGCUGGUGCGCGAGGCAAUUCGUCGAGCCCAGAAGCGAAGUCUUGGACUUUGUGCUCCAUCGCUCU